AUGUACCGUUGCGUUCAUCGUAAACGUUCAGCACCACGUGGCAAGCGAUACAAAUCAUACGAUUGCAAGGCUCGGUUCUCGUUUAGCGCACAUGCACCGCCCAAUGCUUGUCCAUUCACUGCCGCCACGUACCGGACUCCGACGCAUCGCCAACCGCCAUGUUCACAGAACUUCCCUCUCACACCCGGAUGUGUGUUGUCCGCUGUAUCGCCAUGGGUACCACCGAGCACCGGUGAAUCAUCAUGUCACCUUGCCAGUUCAUACACGGAAGUCAACGAAACUGUUCUCAAUACCAAAGAUACACAACAUUAG
Dicrocoelium dendriticum is the source of this 312-nucleotide messenger RNA. Lineage: Eukaryota; Metazoa; Platyhelminthes; Trematoda; Plagiorchiida; Dicrocoeliidae. The record is from the annotation of a GenBank genome assembly.